Molecule: messenger RNA, 2632 nt
Organism: Drosophila virilis
Lineage: Eukaryota; Metazoa; Arthropoda; Insecta; Diptera; Drosophilidae
Molecular function (GO): nucleic acid binding
Source: RefSeq, a predicted model, not a curated record
CACCGUCACCUACGGCACAAAACCAGCAUCGUUUCUCUCAGUGCGAGCUAUGCACCAACUGGCCAUGGAUGAGCAGAAAACUUUCCCUAUUGGCUCUGACAUUGUUAAAAGAGAUUUCUACGUGGAUGACCUCAUUUCUGGUGGUAGCUGUGUUCAAGAAGCAAUUGAGAUAUUGAAACAAACAUCUGGACUACUCGCCAAGGGGAACUUUAGGCUGCGCAAAUGGUGUUCUAGCGACACAUCUGUACUCCAAAACAUACCGGAAGAGGAUAGAGAAACGCUGCUUAAGUUUGACGAUGGCAGUGACAUCACGAAAACGUUAGGCCUCGUUUGGGAUCCCGCUUCAGACUGUUUCCUUUUCUCCUUCUCUCCACUGAGGUUGCCCUCCAGACUGACAAAACGGUCAAUACUCUCCGCAAUUGCUCGCUUUUACGACCCCCUUGGUCUUGUUGGUCCCGUAAUAACAAAAUCGAAAAUUUUUAUGCAGGAUCUCUGGAGAGAAAAGCUGGACUGGGAUGAGAGCCUGCCUGUACACUUAAGCACAGCCUGGGUCAACUUCUGCGCUGAUUUUGAGUAUACUCAGCAAUUCCAGUAUCCCCGUCGAGCACUCUCAUCAGACAGUACAGUGGAGAUUCACGGAUUUUGUGAUGCCAGCCUAAGCGCUUAUGGAGCAUGCGUCUAUACAGUCUCAAAGUGCAAUGGCAACACCAGCGUGCGUCUCUUAUGCUCCAAAUCGCGUGUCGCGCCUGUGAAAACCAUCACGGUACCAAAGCUGGAACUCUGCGGAGCUGCAUUACUGGCUCAACUUCUCAGCGAAAUAUGCCAAAUGAAAGUGUUCGACUGUCGGUAUUACUGUUGGUCAGACUCUGCCGUGACUUUGGCUUGGAUUCGCAAUGAUGCUUCGAAAUUCAAUGUUUUCGUUGCCAACCGAGUCGCAGCCAUCCAAGAGCUCACCACUGGAAUGGAAUGGCAUCAUAUUCCCACCGAAUUAAACCCGGCGGAUAUAAUUUCACGAGGAGCGCUGCCUAGUGAGCUCUUCCGGUCUCCAUUAUGGGCCCAUGGUCCGAGUUUUCUCAGUAAGGGAAAGGAAGAGUGGCCUGCCUCCUGUGUACCUGUCGAAUCCUUACCAGAACUUCGACACAAGGUACUCCUCGGAACUGCAGCGCAACCGGAUCUCUCGAUUGGUUGCAAGUUCAUCAAUUCGUUUUCCAAGCUGCAGCGGGUCUUUGCUUAUGUUUACAAAUUUGUAAAUCGAAUCCGAGGAGCUGAACUAACCGUUGACCACUUGCAUCAUGGCACACAUUGGUUGCUGCGGUCAGUGCAAAUGGCUACUCUCAGCGAUGACUACAAGGCAUUGAAGGAAGGAAGGCAUGUCAAACCGUCUAGCUCAAUGGCCUCUCUUGCACCAUUCCUUGACGACUUCGGCCUACUUCGCAUCGGUGGACGGCUGAAAAACUCGUCGUUGGACUUCUCAGCGCGACAUCCGAUUAUAUUGCCCCGUCAGCAUCCUGUGACGCGAGCAAUCAUAGUUUACUUUCAUAAACGAAACUUACACGCUGGACCUCGCGCUUUAUUGUCUUCGAUUCGGCUCCAGUACUGGCCCAUUGGCGGUCGAAAAACAGUCUCCAGUAUUGUUGCCAAAUGCAUAAUCUGUUUUCGUGCCAAGCCACGAUUGGCCGAGCAUAUAAUGGCAGACCUACCAGCUGAUCGUCUUAAUACAUCGUAUCCCUUUAUGGUCACUGGCGUUGAUUACUGUGGACCAUUUUACUACAAGAACGAAGUGCGCAACAGGCCACCAGUGAAAUGCUAUAUCAGUCUGUUCAUAUGCUUCGCUACAAAGGCGGUGCACUUAGAGCUUGUAAAGGACUUGUCCACAACAUCGUUUCUAAACGCCCUAAAACGUUUCAUCCUGACUCGCUCUCGACCUUCAAGGAUCUGGUCUGACAAUGCGACAAACUUCGUAGGUGCCAAGAACGAACUAGCAGAUCUGAACCGCCUGUUCCUGAGAGACGAGCAUGUCAAGGCCGUUAACGAGUUUUGCCUAACCGAAUCAAUUGAAUGGUUGUUCAUCCCUCCUCGCUCUCCGCACUUUGGUGGACUAUGGGAAGCCGCUGUGAAGACUGCUAAGCACCACUUUUAUCGAUCUGUUUGCUCUUCCAUUUUGGAUUUCGAUUCGCUGCAGCAUCCAGGUGAUCUUGACGUCUUGACACCCGCACACUUCCUGGGUACAGCGCCAUCUUCAUCAUACAUUGAGCCCGAUCUAAGGCAGCUUAACUUCAAUCGGCUUAAUCAUUUUCAGCGCGUCACAUAUCUCCAACAAGUAUUCUGGGCCCGUUGGCGCGAAGAGUAUUUGACGCUUCUUCAACAGCGCUCCAAAUGGCGCACUCCUCAGCCUGGACUCUCCAUUAACGAUGUUGUCCUUGUAAAGGAUGAGAAUCUACCGCCGCUGAAGUGGCCACUCGCCAGAGUGCAAGAGCUGAUCUCUGGAUCUGAUGGGGUAUCCAGAGUUGCUGUGCUUCAAACUGCGACUGGAGUCAUACGUAGAGCUGUACGAAAGCUGUGUUUGCUGCCCAAACAGGAUGAUGUUGAAAGCCCUUGCCUUCCAACGGGGGGAGAAUGUUUGGUCAAGUAA